AUGCAAGCAACUCACAUUUGUGAUGGAGGAAUUGGUACGACAGCCCAUCCGGAAGCAAGCAAAAAGUGGGUUUCUGAACGUGUCAUACAAAAAUUAAAAGAAACACCAUUAUACAGAGCUGUUGACAUACAGAAAGAUAUAUUGCGUAUCCACGGUGUUUGUCUUCCAUGUAAGCACGCUUGGAUGGGGAAAGAGGUUGCGAGGUUAGUGAUCUAUGGUAGUGAGGUUAGUAGCUAUGACUUGCUUCUAUGGUACGCAGAUAAAGUAUUCGCGACAAAUUCCAGUAGCGUUGUAGCUAUUGAAAAUGACGGCGAGCGGUUUAAGCGUGGGUUUUUUUUUUCAUUCGGGGCUUGUUUAUUGGGGUUCAAGCAUGUGUGCAGGCCAUUAUGUUUUAUUGAUGGAACCUAUUUGCUAGCCAAGUAUGGCAGGAUUCUGCUAAGUGCUACAGCCAAAGAUGGCAAUAAAGGUCUAUUCCAUGUAGCAUUUACUAUCGUCGAUAAUGAAACUGAUGUGAACUGUACUUGGUUUUUUGCUAUUCUUGGGGAGGCCUUAUACAGUCAAGAUACCUAUGAUGAAAUUAUAACAUUCAUAUCAGAUCGAUCUAAGGGCUUGGUCAAUGCCGUCACGCGAGUCUUCCCCUCAUCGCCACAUGGUUAUUACCUACGACAUUUAGAGGCGAACUUCAUGAAGACCAACUCUAGCAUCGGUAAAGCUUUGCGAAUGCAAUGCUGGGUAGUAAUCAUGAAAAUUGCGUAUGCAUACACUUUGAAAGAGUUUGAUGAUGCAGUCGUGAACUUGCAUGUUUAUCAGUCGAUGUACUCGCUUGGUUGA
Dioscorea cayenensis subsp. rotundata (Guinea yam) is the source of this 831-nucleotide messenger RNA. RefSeq lists its product as uncharacterized. Bases 1 to 831 code for a protein of 276 amino acids. Lineage: Eukaryota; Viridiplantae; Streptophyta; Magnoliopsida; Dioscoreales; Dioscoreaceae. The transcript has a single exon. The record is from RefSeq and is a predicted model, not a curated record.